Megalobrama amblycephala (Wuchang bream) is the source of this 1776-nucleotide messenger RNA. Its product is annotated as GTPase IMAP family member 9-like. The transcript is spliced from 2 exons. The coding region runs from base 13 to 1110 and encodes 365 amino acids. Gene Ontology annotation, molecular function: GTP binding. NCBI's taxonomy places the organism in Eukaryota, Metazoa, Chordata, Actinopteri, Cypriniformes, Xenocyprididae. The record is from RefSeq and is a predicted model, not a curated record.
GAGAAAAAGAGAAUGAAGAUGAUGAUGGAGGAGGAAGAACAACAGAAUAAUAACAAAAAGAGAAAGAGAAGAGAAGUGUUUAAUGAGAAAGAACAACAACAUAAAAUGGUAAUGAAUGAGAAAGAAGAACUGAUGAAGAAACAUGAAGAAGAGAAAGAGAGAAUAAAGAUGAUGAUGUUGGAGAAAGUGGAGCAACUGGACAGAGAAAGAGAAGAACUGAUGAAGAAACUACAAGAAGAGAAAAAGAGAAUGAAGAUGAUGAUGGAGGAGGAAGAACAACAGAAUAAUAACAAAAAGAGAAAGAGAAGAGAAGAAGAGUUUAACAAGAGAGAAGAACAAUACAAAACACUACUGAAUGAUAAAGAGAAGAAAGAGAGAGAGAUGUGCGAGGAGAUGAAGAGAGAACGAGAGGAAUGGGAGAAACAGAAACAGCAAAUUCCAACAAAAUUGUCAAAAAGACUGCAUGAUAGUCCUGCUGCCAGUCUCUCAUCCAGGCGGAUUGUUCUCCUGGGUAGAAGUGGUGUUGGGAAGAGUGCAUCUGGAAACACAAUCCUGGGACAAAAUGAGUUUAAAUCAUAUGCCAAUAAAUGUUCAUAUGCUCACGCCACUGUUUCAGGCAGAUCUGUGUCUGUAGUUGAUACUCCUGGACUAUUUGACUCACUGAUGAAUCCUGAUGAUUUAAUGGAGGAGACAGCAAGAAGUGUUCAUCUAUCCAGUCCUGGACCUCAUGCUUUUCUCAUAGUGUUUCCUGUGAAUAUGAUGAUAACUGAGGAGGAUCAGCAGAUUCUUCAGAUGAUUGAGAUGUUGUUUGGUGAGGGAGUGUUAAAAUACUCCAUCAUUCUCUUCACUCAUGGAGAUCUGCUAGAAGAAGAGACAGUAGAGGACCUCAUUGAGGAGAACAGUGCAUUAAGAGAUCUAGUUGAUCAGUGUGGAGGCAGAUAUCACAUCUUAGACAAUAAAAACAAGAGAAAAAGAAAGCAGGUGAAUGAUCUACUGCAGAAGAUUGACACAAUGAUAGAGCAGAAUGGAGGAGGACACUACAGUAAUCAGAUCAGUGAUUCAGACAAGGAAGAAAAGAAGAGACAGAGAAAGGAAGAGCAGAGAAAAUAACAAGAUCAACAAAGGCAGAUCUGUUGAUACUCCUGGAUUCACUGACACAAAUGAAACCUGAGUUUAUGGCAUGCUUUUCUGUUGGGAGGUGUUAAAGUUCUCCAACAUUCUCUUCACUCAUGGAGAUCUGAUAGAAGAAGAGACCAUAGAGACACACAUCAAGGAGAAAUAUGUUUAAGGACAACAUACAGAUUUAGACGAGAGGGAAAAAAGACGAGAAUGAUUUACUUAUUUAUUGAAAAUCCUCAGACUGUGUGUGUGUAUAUAUAUAUAUAUAUAAAGAAUCCACUAGUAAUAUUCUGCUUAGAUUUUAAGCUUUUUGCUGUUAAGAUUCUCCUAAAUUAAAUGAAAAUACAGGAAUUAAAUAAAAUCAAAUACUUUAAGAGCAUUAAUUCAUCAAAUCUAUUGAUUUACUAUUAAAUGACAAGAGUCUGUGGUUAAAGCAAGAAAAUAAUAAUAAUAAAACAAACCAUUCAAAAGAACAAGAAACCUGUUAGAGAUGAACUGAAAUGGAUGAGAGGGAAUUCAAAUUAUUUGGAAGAGUACAUAUUAAUAUUAAUGUGUAGAAUAAUUUUGUACACUGUAAAAAAUGAAUGUGAUUUUAACAGUAAAAUGUUGUAAAAACGCUACAGAAAAAAAAAAAUUAUAAAUAGGUUAACAGUAAGU